Caenorhabditis elegans is the source of this 1221-nucleotide messenger RNA. RefSeq names its product Telo_bind domain-containing protein (gene C49A9.1). Lineage: Eukaryota; Metazoa; Nematoda; Chromadorea; Rhabditida; Rhabditidae. The transcript has 8 exons. The coding region runs from base 14 to 1192 and encodes 392 amino acids. The record is from RefSeq and is marked reviewed.
CACACUGAUAAGAAUGACAUUUUUGCUGAAAAGUUGCUCCACAUUUUUUGAAAAAUUUUGUUGUUGUUGUAAGAAAUAUGAAUCUGAAUGGAAUACACAAUUGGAGUCAAUUUCUUUAUUUGCUGCAAGAAGAGGUUUUACUGAUGGAGAGCCUUAUUUAAUUUUAUUUGGAUUAUGCCCAAAUGCAAAUAAAACAUUUAUUGUUUCGGAAAAUAAACUAUCCGAUUCAAACAUUUGCCUCGGUGACUUCCUCGUGGCUUGCUCAGAUUCUCCAAAAAACUUGAAAAACUUCAAAAAAGUUCCAUAUCCACUAGACGUAACAGUUGAAGGUGAUUAUGCUAUUAUAAGUUAUUCGUCAAUGGAAGCUAUCAAGGAUAUUAGUGGAAUAUUGAUUUUUCAAACAACCGAUUUUGGUCCAAUUAGAUCGUUGAAUCAAAAUCUAGAUUUAGAUGAAUACAAUAUUACUGUGCACGCAACAGGCGUAUCUGCAAGCGGACAUGUAAUUGAAUUACGUGCCAAAGCCCAGCCUGCUUCAAACUAUAGAAACAGUUCAGUUUAUGAAAACCCCAGUUUUCUUGAUGAUCUCUCAGAUGAACCCCUGGAAAUCAAGAAAACGAUUUCUAAUAAUUCUCUAGAUGGUUUUUCCAUGGAACAGCUUAUCCAACAACUUCCGACUCUGGAACUUGGUGAAGCCGAAAAUAGCGUACGCGUUCCACAAAACCUUUCUGCUCCACGGCUGAUGAAAGCGUUUGUGUAUUCCGUUCAUCAAUAUCCACAUACUAAAUUUCACUUCCUGUGGAUUUGUGAUAUCAUGGAAAAAUCUAUAUUGAAACUACCACAAUAUGAUUUUGAGUUGGGUUACUUUUUUGAAGGAAUUUUCAAACAGAAGUCAAAUGGAAAAUGGGAAUGCGAGCAGUACAACAAUAAAAUCGAACCAUUAAUUAAUGGAACAGUAGUUAUUAAUGAGUACAACGGUAAUGAAAAAGUGGAACUUACAACUACUGUCACAAACUAUAAACCAAAGAAUAACACAAGAAAAUGGCCAGAAGUUGAAGCAAAGUAUUUAGGAGUUGUAUAUGACAGACACAAUAAACUUCCCAAGAACUGUGAAGGGCAAAAAGUUGAAGUUCAAAUGAUGAAAAUUGAUAAAGAACAAUAUGGAUGGGUUAUAACAGAUAUUUUAAAUGAGUAAAACAACUCCUUUCAAUGAAUAUUACUUUU